CGGGAAAAUGACACCUGUUCGAGAUUGCGUCUUAAGUAGCCUAUUACUGCCGACGGCCUCAGUCAAACACAAGAAGCGAAGAUGAAAACACGCGUCCUCCUGUUACUCUUCACUGCCCUGGCCUGGGGCUCAGGGGAGGAGACCACCAUCCCAGUUGAGGAAAUAUAUUUGAGCAACGGGCUUGACAGAGGUGACUGGGGACCUACAGAUCUCUGCGCCAAGAAUUCCUGGGUCUCAGCCUUCGAAGUCAAGUAUUCCGAAGAGGGUCACAUUGACAACACGGGGCUGAACGCCGUCAGGCUCUAUUGCCAGGACAAGGAUGGGGGUCUGGAAGGGAGUGUCAUCAGCUCAGAAGGCUCUUACGGAGAAUGGAAAGGGAUUCGAUCAUGCCCAGCUGGUGAGUUCAUGGUCGCCAUGAGAGGUGACGUCAUGCCCUACCAGGGCACUUUUGGGGACGACGAGGGCCUGGUCAACCUAGAGAUGAGAUGCAGCAACGGAACUGUCCUCGACGGGCGGUUCUCCACCGGAGAGGAACAGGAGAGACCAGAGGAUAAUCUGGAGGUCGCUCGCGAGAGGGUCGUCAUCGGUGGUCGCGAAAUGGAAGCCGUUCACAUCAAGGCAACACUACAGAAUGUUAAGACUAGCGAAUACAGCCUGUGGGCCACUUGCUCCGUAGGUAACCGAAUCUGCGGAUUGGCGACUGAGGUGGAGCACGAGACGACUUUCACCGAUGAUGCCGGACUGUGCAACAUUGUCAUGUAUUGCUGUACCGUUUAAGGAUAGGAAAGAAAAGUACUAAUUUUAAGGGAGAAAGUUUUUUUUAAUGGAUAUAAUAGCUCAUAAAGAUAUAAAGAAAAAAAUAUUCGAUUUUAAGGUGAAAGUUUUUUAAGGGAUAUAAGAGCUCAUAAAGUUAAAGAAGGGGAUAUAAAUGUUCAUAAAGAUAAAGAAAUAUUCGAUUUAAGAGAAAGAUUUUUUUAAUGGAUAUAAGCGCUCAUGAACAUAAAGAAAAAUAAAAUAGUCGAUCUAUGCGAGAAAGUCUUUUUUUUCUAACGGGAUAUAAAAGAUCAUGAAGAUAAAGAAAAAAUUAUCUAUUUAAGAGAGAGAAUAUCUUUUUAGGGAUAUAAUAGAGUUAAAGUUCUCAUGCAAUUCUGAAAUUGGAAAAGUCAACCAUUAAAGUGACUGAGUAUAGUUUGACGGAUAUAAAAUAUAUGUUUCCGGAAUUAUUUAAA
Messenger RNA from Macrobrachium nipponense, 1229 nucleotides. RefSeq names its product vitelline membrane outer layer protein 1 homolog. NCBI's taxonomy places the organism in Eukaryota, Metazoa, Arthropoda, Malacostraca, Decapoda, Palaemonidae. The transcript is spliced from 6 exons. Bases 82 to 777 code for a protein of 231 amino acids. The record is from RefSeq and is a predicted model, not a curated record.